GCUGGGGGCUGGGGAAGGACACAUCUCACAUGUCCUUUGAGGAGCUGUUGGAAUUGCAGAGCCAGGUGGGGACCAAGACAUACAAACAAUUGGUAGCUGGAAGCAGCACUAAGAAGCAAGGCUCUAGACCCCCUGUCCAAAAUGCCUGUGUUGCAGAUAAGCACAGGCCUCUGGAAAUGUCAGCCAAGGUCCGGGUGCCAUUUUUGCGUCAAGUUGUCCCCAUCAGUAAGAAGGUAGCCCGGGACCCCCGCUUUGACGAUUUGUCAGGGGAAUAUAAUCCUGAAGUGUUUGACAAAACCUAUCAAUUCCUGAACGACAUCCGAGCCAAAGAGAAAGAGCUUGUGAAAAAGCAGUUGAAGAAGCACCGUUCAGGGGAGAAGCAUGAGAAGCUGCAGCAGCUGCUUCAGCGAAUGGAGCAGCAAGAAAUGGCACAGCAGGAACGGAAGCGGCAGCAGGAGCUGCGCCUGGCUCUGAAGCAGGAGCGGCGGGCGCAGGCCCAGCAGGGCCAUCGUCCGUACUUCCUGAAGAAAUCUGAACAGCGCCAGCUGGUCCUAGCUGAGAAGUUCAAGGAGCUGAAACGCAGCAAGAAGCUAGACAGCUUCUUGAGUCGAAAAAGGCGCCGAAACGCAGGCAAAGACAGGCGACAUCUCCCUUUGAAUAAGGACUAAUAGGAACUGACCUCAGCUCUGCCACUGCCCCAGUGAGAACUGGGUCUGUGGGGACAGCCUGGGGCUUGGCCUAUUCUGGGUCUUUCCCCUUCAAGGACAAGGAUCACAGCUGCCCUUGAACUAGAUUGGCUCAGCAGUGACUAAAGGGUUCUUGGGCUGCCCCAGGGAUGGACAGGAACAGCUCAGCCUUCGCCAUGCCACACUCCUCUGCUUGGAUCUGGUUCAUCAUGUACUCGUGUCCUCCCAUCCUUGCCUUAAACCAGGGAUGAGAACCUUU
Myotis brandtii (Brandt's bat) is the source of this 945-nucleotide messenger RNA. RefSeq names its product ribosomal RNA processing 36 (gene RRP36). Gene Ontology annotation, biological process: maturation of SSU-rRNA from tricistronic rRNA transcript (SSU-rRNA, 5.8S rRNA, LSU-rRNA). NCBI's taxonomy places the organism in Eukaryota, Metazoa, Chordata, Mammalia, Chiroptera, Vespertilionidae. Gene Ontology annotation, cellular component: 90S preribosome; nucleolus. The record is from RefSeq and is a predicted model, not a curated record. The transcript has 7 exons. The coding region runs from base 30 to 668 and encodes 212 amino acids.